Suillus subalutaceus is the source of this 846-nucleotide messenger RNA. RefSeq lists its product as uncharacterized. The coding region runs from base 1 to 846 and encodes 281 amino acids. The record is from RefSeq and is a predicted model, not a curated record. Lineage: Eukaryota; Fungi; Basidiomycota; Agaricomycetes; Boletales; Suillaceae. The transcript is spliced from 7 exons.
AUGAUUGAAGCAGAAUUGACUGCAAUCCAGGCAAUUGGAAAUAAGCCAUACAAAUCCAUUGCAGCUGCAGCAAAAGAGCAGAAUGGCCCAUCCUCAGAACUCAUCUCUCACAUCCAUCAUCUUGCUGAGCUGUUGAAAAAUCUGCCUACAGUCCUUCCGCUCGACCCCUCAAGUUCACAAUAUGGUUUUGGUCUUGACCCUGAACUUAUAGAGGAGGAGGGAAAGCAGUAUGAAGUGCUCAUCCAGAUGUUCAAACUUGCUGUCAAAAAAUUGGAGAAGGACUCCAAACGAGAAUUCCUGCAUGAAGUAUGGCUCGAGAGACUCAUAAUGGCCACAAAAAUACAGGGUGCAAAAAUUCCUGUGAAGAUGUCAGCGCUAGUCCUGAAAAACGGGCAAAAACCCAAUGUGCGCAGCCUGCACAAAGUGGUUCAUUUGCGGGCAUCAUGGAGAUCAGCGAAGGUUCAUCAGAUGGUGCUCACCUUUGAUGACUUGAGGUGGAAACCACUUGAAACUGAAAGGGAGAAGAAGUUGCAGUGGGAGAGGCUAGAUGCCUUGACACGAGAGUCCUGGGAAAAGAAGAAAAUGAGGAAGAAGAAGAAUAGCUGGAGCGAGAACGGAGUUAACAUGAAGGAGCAGCUGAACAGCAAUGCCAUCACUGUGAGCGCAAAAGAGCUGCUGUUGCCACUGAAAAGAGACAAAAUGAACCAUCUAUCAAUCAGAUGUAGUGGAGCUGUCUCGAUCAGAUUCACAUUGGAAGGAUCAGUGAAACAGAACAUGUGGUGGAACAAGGCAGGAAUGGCACAAGCAGACAAACUGGUAUCACCCUCUCCUUUGGGUUCAUAUUGA